AUAUCCGAAUAAACAAUAUUACUUUCUUAUCUUAUUAUUUUCAUACACAAAAAAAAUUUCCCGAGAAAAUUUGAAUAAUUUUCCAUGAAAGUUCUGGUCUUGGGUCGCCGCUUGUCCCUUUCCUUAUAUAACAAGACCUCCCCUUUACUCUUAAUCCCAAAUGUUCCCUCGCCCAACUUUCGUCCCCGCACUUUACCACCGAUUUUCACGGUCCCCAAACACCACAGGAACUUGAUGGCCGCUUGUGUUGGAGCUUCAAGAACCUCCAUAACUGAACCCAAACCAGUUUCCCGCGACCCAAACAGGUCUCAAAUCGACGACAAUGAAUACAACUACGUGGAAUUCUGCCGACACGUUUCCUGCGUUCCCAUUUGCCCGGAUACGAAUAUAGACGAGGCUGAUCAAGACGAAGAUGAACACAUCGUUGAUCUAUGGCUGAAAAUGAAAGAGGAAGCUCGGUUCGAUGUGGAGCAGGAACCCAUAUUGACAAAUUACUAUUACAAUUCGAUCUGGUCGCAUAGUUCAUUGGAGAGCGCGUUGGCCAAUCAUCUUUCAAUGAAACUGAGCAAUUCGAGUCUUCCUAGCGGUACCCUUUUCGAUCUUUUCGUGGGGGUACUUGUGGGGGAUGUGGAAAUCACGGGGGCCGUGAAGGAUGAUCUGAGAGCAGUGAAGGAGAGGGACCCUGCUUGUAUAAGCUACGUGCAUUGCUUCUUGAAUUUCAAAGGGUUUCUUGCUUGCCAAGCACAUAGGGUGGCACAUAAGCUGUGGUCACAAGGCAGGAAGGUCUUGGCUUUAUUGGUUCAGAACAGGGUGUCUGAGGUUUUUGCGGUGGAUAUCCAUCCGGGAGCUAAGAUUGGGCGUGGGAUAUUGCUCGAUCAUGCCACCGGUGUGGUGGUCGGAGAGACGGCUGUGAUUGGGAACAAUGUGUCAAUUUUGCACAAUGUGACAUUGGGAGGGACUGGGAAGGUUUGUGGGGACAGGCACCCAAAGAUUGGUGAUGGGGUGUUGAUAGGGGCAGGGACUUGUAUUCUGGGGAAUAUUAGGAUUGGGGAUGGGGCUAAAAUUGGGGCUGGUUCGGUUGUGCUUAAGGAUGUUCCACCUAGGACAACAGCGGUUGGGAACCCAGCUAGAUUGGUUGGGGGGAAGGACAACCCAGUUAAGCUUGAUAAGAUUCCUGGUUUAACUAUGGACCAUACUUCACAUAUACAUGAGUGGUCUGACUAUGUUAUUUAGGGGCAUGUCUCAGUUUUUUUUCUUAUGCUCCUUUUGUAUUCUGAUUAGCUUCUUAUAACCCGGGUUUCUUGUCUGUGUUGUAAGUGAGAAUAGAAGUUCUCCUAGUAGCAAACAGGGUACCCUUAAGCUGCUAAUGUAUCUAUGUUGAAGGGCUGUUUUAUGUUUGUAAUAUUACAACCUGCCAUGACUGUCUGUGAUCAUGUGCUGCUAUAUAAAGUUUUUUUUUUCUUUUGUUA
Corylus avellana is the source of this 1469-nucleotide messenger RNA. Its product is annotated as serine acetyltransferase 1, chloroplastic. The record is from RefSeq and is a predicted model, not a curated record. Gene Ontology annotation, molecular function: L-serine O-acetyltransferase activity. Gene Ontology annotation, cellular component: cytoplasm. NCBI's taxonomy places the organism in Eukaryota, Viridiplantae, Streptophyta, Magnoliopsida, Fagales, Betulaceae.